AUGACUGAACCUUCGAUUAUCCCUGCAAGUGAACAACAUACAGCUACUAUUAUCUUCUUACAUGGUUUAGAUGAUGUUGGUAAAACUUGGUUAGAUGAAUUUAAUAUGUUUGAUAUACCGAAAAGAAUACGACAUGUAAAAUUUAUUUUUCCAACAGCUCCAAUUAUAAAUAUAUCGAAAAAUCAUGGAACACCAAUGACUAGUUGGUUUGAUGUUUAUGGUUUUGAUGAAAGUGCUAAAGAAGAUCAAGAAGGUAUUGAAAAAGCAUCACAACUUUUAAAUAGUUUUGUUGAAGACGAAAUUAAAAAUGGAAUUCCAUCAGAGCGUAUAAUUAUUGGAGGAUUUUCAAUGGGUGGUGCAUUGGCUCUUCAUACAGCAUUGGUAUCUCCUCAUACACUUGGCGGUGUUUUAGCUCUUUCAGCAUGGCUUCCUUUACUGACUACUUUUCCUAACGCACUUGUAGCUGGUGAUAAAAAAGUUAAUUUACCGAUUCUUCAAUGUCAUGGUAAUAAAGAUUUGAUAAUACAAAUCAAUCGAGCUCGAUUAUGUGAAGAGAAUUUUAAAGCAAUGGGUCUUAAAGAAUAUAUUUUUAAAGAGUAUGAUGAUAUGGAUCAUACAAAUUGUGGUCAAGAAAUGAAAGAUAUAAUUGAUUUUAUCGAACAAUAUUUACCAAACCGAGAUUAA
Rotaria sordida is the source of this 684-nucleotide messenger RNA. Lineage: Eukaryota; Metazoa; Rotifera; Eurotatoria; Philodinida; Philodinidae. The record is from the annotation of a GenBank genome assembly.